GAACCAAAUAUGAGUAUAAUCUCUGAUUUCAACGACGAAGAAAAAGAAAAGGUCCUUGAGGACCUGACCUCCAAUGUGAAGCAAAUACAAGACGAUUUGUUGAAAGAGAUACUCACACUUAACUCAGGAACUGAGUAUCUCCAAAGCUUCCUUCAUGGAAGCUCUUCUAAAGAGCUCUUCAAAAAGAACUUACCAAUAGUCACCUAUAAAGAUGUGAAACCUUAUUUCGAUCGUGUCGCCAAUGGAGAGUCAUCGGAUGUAAUAUCGGCCCUACCUAUUACAAAUGUCUUCGUGAGUUCAGGGACUUCUGGAGGAGCAAACAAAAUACUACCAUCAAAUAACAAAUUUUUGGAUGGCUAUGCAUUCAGUAAUGAUCUUCUCGUGCACAUUAUAAGCAAGCAUGUGAAAGGUGUGGAGAGAGGAAAAGGGAUGAUUUUUUCCUUAACCGGACACGAGACAAAAACUCCUGGUGGCUUGCCCAUUGAGUCCAGUACAAGCUGGUACUUAAAGAGCGACUAUUUCAAGAAUCGACCAUCCAAUUGGUUUUAUUCCUUUACGAGUCCUGAUGAAGUUAUGUUGGGAAGUGACAUCAAGCAAAACCUUUAUUGCCAUUUACUAUGUGGUCUUGUCCAAAGAGAUGAGGUCAUGAGAAUUGGUUCAACAUUCGCUUCAGGUAUGGUCCGAGUAAUCAAGGUUCUUCAAGAUUCUUGGAAGGAGCUGUGUUCGAAUAUCCGAUCAGGUCAUCUCAGCGAAUGGAUCACUGACUCUGGCUGUCGAAACGCUGUUUCUAUGGUAACUGGAGGCCAGCCCCGUCCCAAGCUAUCAGACGAGAUUGAAAAUAUAUGCAGCUUAAAGUCUUGGAAAGGUAUAAUGAAAAAACUAUGGCCACAAACCAUGUACAUUGAAGCUAUUGUUACAGGUUCAAUGGCACAAUAUGUUCCUACACUGAACCAUUAUUGUGAUGACCUCCCUCUUGUUUCAACAACUUACGCUUCUUCCGAGUCAAUCUUCGGUAUUAAUAUUGAUCCUUUGUGUAAACCUGAAGACAUCUCUUACACGCUCAUGCCCAACAUAUCUUACUUUGAGUUUAUACCAGUGGAGGAAGGUAGUGAUGAUGUUGUAGACCUCGCAGAUGUCAAACUCGGGUGUUCUUACCAGUUAUUGAUCACAAACUUGUGGGGUUUGUAUAGAAUGAGAAUCGGAGAUAUGUUAAAGGUGACUGGUUUCCACAACAAGGCACCUCAGUUUAGGUUCAUGGGAAGAGAGAACACACUGUUAAGCAUUGAUACCGACCGGACAAACGAGAAAUACUUGUUCAAGGCUUUGAAUCGAGCAACACUGGUUCUUGAGUCAUCAGAUCUAAGACUUGUAGCUUUCACCAGCUAUGCACACUCCGCCACUGGCUAUGCAGAUACCUCCAGUAGUCCAGGUCACUAUGUGAUUUACUUGGAAGUAAAGGCUAAAAACGAAGACAUUAGGGACCUCGAGUUCGACGAAAAGACAUUCUUGGAGUGUUGUUUAGUAAUGGAGGAUUCAUUUGAUGAUGAGUACAGGUACUGUCGGUCUAACGAGUUUGUUGGGCCUCUCGAGAUAAGAGUAGUGAAUGAUGGGAGUUUUGAUUCUCUUAUGAACUUGUCCAUCUCAAAGGGUACUUCGGUUAAUCAAUACAAGACUCCUACAUGCAUUACGUCUGAAAAGGGCGUACAAGUAUUGGAGACAAAUGUGGUUGCUAAAUUCUUCAGUACUCUAAGUGCAUCUCAUUUUGCUUAACUCAUGCCGUGGUUCAAGAAAUUGGAGAAAAUUGUGUUUUAUUUGUAUUUUAUUUUCUUACUAUCCAUGACUAUUUGCUUAUUGCUUCAUUGAUAAGAUGUUCUUUGAAACUUAUGCUUUAAGAAUUCUCAGAUGUAUUAUCCUUAGUUGUUGCUCUUGGUUUCCCUGAACUUUACAAGUUUUCUUGUAGCGAAUUCUUUUUAUAUGAAUUUCAUUUUCCAACGACAUAAUAACUAGGUGAUAAUGCGCGUGAUGAAAUUAAAUCAAGUUUACUAGCGAUCCUAUAAACAUUAUUUAAUUUACCUAGUUUGUGCUUAUUAAAUGAUAUAGCCCAUUAAGACUUGCCAAAUGUUUGAAAAAUUGGUUUACAGAUAACUAACGCACAGCGUUUAGACGUGCAUGUACGCCGUACAAGCCGUUUUUUCAGAACAGAGCCCUUUGAGAAGUCUAAAGGGUAAGGCACCUUAGAGCAUCUUUAACCAAAGCACCCCUAAUGGGGUGCUUAAUCAUUUUUUUAUUGACAAAUAUGUGUUAAGAAUUUUAUUAAGAAACUUGUAUAUUUUCUCCUUCCAAUGCAAGGUGCUUAAUAUGGGAUGCUUGAUCCGUGAAGUUCAACAGACAAACACACAGAAACAAAACAAAAAUGAUUAACCGAACAUGAUACACGAUUCAACUCAGACCAGAUACUAUAUCAUAUAAUUGAACUCUUAAACAAUUGAGAUCAAAUUCCAAAGCAGAUGCUAAAUUAUAUCAUUUCAGACAAGAACAGAAGCUACAACAUAUCAAUUCAAUCGUUCCUAUAUGAACCUAAGUAAAACCGAGCAAUAUAAACAAAGACUCAAACGCAGACUAAUCAAAAUAACAAACGCUUCAGACAUGAAAGGAAAAAUUAUUAACUUUACCUUUCGUCGAUAAGAGCUUCGGGCCUGAGAGAGAGGAAAGAUAUGGCGAUGAGAGGUCCGGACCUGAGAGAGAUGCGAGGUGAUUCUUCAUCGAGGUGAGCCGUCUAGAGAGAGAGUUGGAGGAGAUCGACACAGAGAGUCGCCGAAAGAUUCACCGCGGAGUCGUCGAGGAGCGAAAGACACGAACAGAGAUCAUCUUCCACUGAUUCGUCGAGGAGAGAGAACCUUCGAGGAGGGAUCAGGAGGAGAGAUCACGGAGGCGGAGUCGGAUGCAUGUCGGAGGCGUUGAGGAUAUAUCACGAGGAGAGAUCACUGAGGCAUCGCAGAGAGAUCGCGACGAUAGCUCACGGAGGCGUCGAGGAGAGAUCACGAAGGCGUCAAGAGAGAUUACGGAGGCGUCGCGAGGAGAGAUCACGGAAGCGUCGAGGAGAGAUCACGGAGGCGUCGAGAGAGAUCACGACGGAGGAGCACCGGCGAUUCUCGAUUUCGUCGAGGGAGAGAACCCGAAGGCGGAGUCGUCGAGAGAGAACACGAGACGGUUUUGUUUCCUCAUGAGUGAGAGAGAAAGAGACGCGGAUAACCCAUGGUGCAACACGUGUCUCCUAAGCUUCGCUUCUUCUGAAGCUUAAUUAAGCGCCGUGUUUUUAAUAAUUACUUCAUUUUCAUUUUUUUUUAAAUACAAAAAUCUUUAAGCACUCCACUAAGAGCUUGCGUUAAUGAUGCUCUUAGAGCAUGUUCAUUAGUGAGACACAUUAAGGUCUCUUAAGUGGGUUGUAAUGAUUAUUAUAUUAUUAAAAUUAUGGUAAGAGAUUUUGCUAAGAGACAGUUAAUUAUUGGGGUUUAUUGGUGGUAUCUUAAUUAAGGUUCUUAACAAUUUAAAAAGACUAAAAUUAUUUUUUAAUAUAAAAUUCAAAACAAAGAUUAAAUUUAUUUAUUAAUUAAAACAAAGUCAAACAUAAGAUUUUAAACAUAGAUUUAAAAAAAAACAUAAAAACAUAAAAA
Brassica rapa (field mustard) is the source of this 3674-nucleotide messenger RNA. Its product is annotated as 4-substituted benzoates-glutamate ligase GH3.12-like. Gene Ontology annotation, molecular function: acid-amino acid ligase activity. Gene Ontology annotation, cellular component: cytoplasm. The record is from RefSeq and is a predicted model, not a curated record. Lineage: Eukaryota; Viridiplantae; Streptophyta; Magnoliopsida; Brassicales; Brassicaceae.